AGUACCAAGACAUACCACGACUUUUUCUUCCCUCGUCAACAGCACACAACUCGCCCUCGCGCCCUCCUUCCUCCUGCACCCGUUGAUUUCUUCGCAGCUGCCUCCACAACUGGUACAAAGCAUACUUGUCUUCUUCCCCCCCUUUUCUGAUAGCCUAGCCUUCAUCUUCCUCCCCCUCUCUCCCUCCCUCGCGCCGCGAGCGAUCCAUGGACGCGUCGUCGUCGGACCGGCAGUCGCCGCGCAGCAGGCAGCUGCAGCUGCAGGGCCCGCGCCCGCCGCGGCUGUCCGUCAGCAAGGACUCCCACAAGAUCAAGAAGCCGCCCAUGGUGCCGCUGCCGCACGGGGCCCAGCAGGCGGCUCGGAGCCGGCACCCGCUGGCGCAUCAUCCGCAGCAGCAGCAGCAGCGGCAGCCGGUCAUCAUCUACGACGCCUCGCCCAAGGUAAUCCACACGCAGCCCAGUGAGUUCAUGGCGCUCGUCCAGCGCCUCACGGGCCCGGGCCUACCGGCCGCCCAUCACUCGAUCCAGGCGGAGGAGCCGUCCGCCGUGCCGCCGCAGUUCCAGCCUCAGGAAUUCAUGCUCUCCCCGACCGCCGGGCUGUCGCCUGCGGCGAGGUACGCCGCCAUCGAGAGGUCCGUACGGCCGCUGCCGCCAGGGCCGGCUCCCUACGCCGGCUCCUGGAUGGACCUUGACGGCCUCGCGGAAGUCCUCGGCCCCGGACGGCCCGGGAUCCUCUCGCCCGUGCCGUCCAUGCUCCCGCCGGCGGCUUCGGCCGGGCUCUUCUCGCCGCUGCCGUUCGACGCCAGCUCCCUCUCCUGGCUCAACGACCUGAGCCCGUUCCUCGCUUCCGCCGGCGCCCGCGACCGCGAGCCGCUGUUCGCCUCGAGCCCGGGCAGCCUGCUGCUGGCCACGCCCACCAUGCCGUCGCCGGCGAUGAUGAAGUUCUUCAGCGAGUUCCUCCCGGACCUGUAAAUUAACCCUAUACUCCGGUUGAUUCGAUUUGUUUAUUCGGUUUUGGCGUCCGGUACAAGAAAGCUUCCGUGUUCGGGGUUAAAAAAAUUGUUGCCGCGCCGUCGCGGUAAUUUCGGGUGGUGAGCGUGGCGGCUAACCGGAGACGCGGAGUGUGCUGUGUGCAGGUGCGGUGUAUCAAAGAGUGACGUCCAUGAGAUAGAAUUAUUUUUGGUGAACAAAUUCGUAUUUUAUUGUGUAGGUAGGAGCAGUUGGAAUUAAUGGAGUUAGGAAAUUUCCUUACAACUCCUCAAAGUUUUCUUCCUCUUUGUGAACUGCCAUUGUCAACUGUGAGUAGGUAGAGGCCGUGCUGAUUAAUCUCCUCUCUUAUCUUCUCUAGGUAGCUAACCAUGCUUGGUUUUUCUUUCGUUAACUCUGAUUGUGAUGCUUGUAUUGUUGCAUGUGCAAUAACUAGUUCAUUUAUUUAUUCUUUAUCCUGGAUCUUUGGACUUGGUCUUGUUGUGUAUCAAUCUCCCACUUUGGGCUCAUCUCGAUCAAUCGAAUUUGUAUCUUCAGAAGCCUGAGAUGAUCCGGGCUAUAAUUAAGUAUGUUUUGGAGUGUCCGCAUAACAGAGUUGUUUACAAUUUUUAUACUCACUUCGCCCGGAAAUAAUUAAUGUCGAUUUGUAUAUGUCAAUAUGGUGGGGUUUUCUAGAUACUGAUGGGUGCUGCUUGGUUAAGACAAACUUAGGCUAGUUUUACGGUUGUUAUGCUCUGUUACUAUGAAUAAGUAGUGAAUAUUAAAAAUUAUCCUCCAUUUGGCAAAUUAUUAUCAUUUAAUAACCGCCCUGUUUGGCAAACUAGAUUAGUUAACAACUAAGGUUAUUCAGGGUAUGCAGUAUGCUUAUAUCAAUAUGAAUUCUUCUUGCAUGGAUCUCUACCUUCCUGACGUACAUCUUCUUCUAUUUAGAGCACAGCAUCUCCGAUAGAACAUUGUUGCGAAAUGCAGCUCCACAAACACCAAAGGACAAGCGAACAUGAGAGAUGGGAUUACCACAGUCCAUCUUAGAUAAUCCAUUGGAUCUAAAUUAAUUGUCAUGGGUUUUGCCUAAACCUAAACCUACGAUGAUUAAUUUGAAUCAGAGGGAGUAGCAAAAAAGAGAGAAGCAUGCAAAAAAGAGAGAAGCAGCAUGCACAAUGCAAAUUAGCCUAGAGGCUGUGUACCUGAUGGGUUGCAAUUCAUCCACGUCUAGUUAUUCCACCCCGGCCAUUUUUUUUUGCAUCUAACAUAUUUUAGAAAAGAAAAAUCAUGAAAUAUCUAAAAAAAAUGUGACCAAAUUUAGCAAGAUAAAGUCUACUGACAAGGGUACGGAUCCUCAAGUGUUGAUAUCCAACAUCAAGAUAUGCGCGAGGGAGGAGAGGGAGGCAGGCUCACCAAAAGUGAAGAUGGAUGAUACAAGUUAGAAGAAUGUCUUGUGUUCAAGGGGCAGCCAACGACAAGGAUGAUAUGUUCAGGAUGCACCACAAGUCGUGUACGAAUAUGCGGCGCACUAGGACAGCCUACGACGAGUCCGACACGUCUAAGGAGCGCCCAGAUCUGUGAGUCCAUGUUUGGGUCUGAGUCGAAUUCUAGUUUGAGUCGAAUUCUAGUUUGAGUUUGAGUCGGAGUCUGUAUUGAGUUUGGGCUACUCCUGUCUAUAUAAACAAGGGGUACGUCUAGGUUUAGGAGAGACCACGUUUUAGCUUAUUCAGAACCUUUUGUUGAAUUGCUCCAAGCAUUCAUUUGAAAAUAUAUAAUUCCUCUUU
Brachypodium distachyon (stiff brome) is the source of this 2752-nucleotide messenger RNA. Its product is annotated as protein MKS1. NCBI's taxonomy places the organism in Eukaryota, Viridiplantae, Streptophyta, Magnoliopsida, Poales, Poaceae. The record is from RefSeq and is a predicted model, not a curated record. The coding region runs from base 207 to 971 and encodes 254 amino acids. The transcript has a single exon. Gene Ontology annotation, cellular component: nucleus.